AUGGCAUGGGGCUACACGUCGUUCUGGAAUGACAGCAUCUCGUCAGGCCUGCGCGGCUGCAUUCUGGUGGAGCUGGCGCUGAGAGGACGCAUUCAGCUCGAACCGCAGAGCUCACGCAAGAGAAAACUACUGGACCGCAAGGUGUCGGUGAAGUCCUCAGCUCCCACUGGUGACAUGCUGCUGGAUGAAGCGCUGAAGCACAUUAAGAACACUGAACCACCGGAGGACGUGGCCAGCUGGAUCGAGCUUCUCACAGGCGAGACGUGGAACCCCUUAAAGCUGCACUUCCAGAUGCGUAACGUGCGCGAGCGUCUGGCGAAGAGCCUGGUGGGGAAGGGCGUCCUGAGCACGGAGAAGCAGAACUUCCUGCUGUUCGACAUGACCACGCACCCGCUGACAGACAGCAGCGAGAAGGAGCGUCUGGUGCAGCGUUUGCAGGACAGUCUGCUGGAGCGCUGGACCAACGACUGGCGCCGCAUGAGCCGCCGCAUGCUAGCGCUGAUCCUGCUAGCGCACGCCGCAGACGUGCUGGAGAACACAUUGUCCUCGCUGAGCGACGAGCGCUACGACACAGUCUGCUCGCGCUCACGCAGCCUGCUGGAGGCCAACCCCGACCUGGAGAGCGCAAAGGUCAAGACCCCCGCCGAGGAGAUGAUCUGGGCCGUGCUGGCGGCCUUCAACAGAUCCUGAGAGAACGCCCUUCAUAGACAGCAUCCGCACUCACUACACAGACAGCAGCAGCAUCACGGCCAUUUUUCUUACAUAUAUACUUGUUUUCGGGUUCAGUCAUUUUCAAUUUUUUUUUUUUUUUUUAAAUGACAUUUUUGGCUUUAAAUAUUUUUAGUUUUUGUAAUUUUAGUACUUCAUCUUCAGCUCAUUUAAUUUCAGGUAGUUGCAAUGUAGUUUUUCAUAAAUAUUUUCAAUUUUCAUCUAAUAUUUUAUUUUAUUUUAUUUAAAAUAACA
This is a messenger RNA of Sinocyclocheilus anshuiensis, 963 nucleotides long. RefSeq names its product Golgi phosphoprotein 3-like. The coding region runs from base 1 to 690 and encodes 229 amino acids. The record is from RefSeq and is a predicted model, not a curated record. Gene Ontology annotation, molecular function: phosphatidylinositol-4-phosphate binding. Lineage: Eukaryota; Metazoa; Chordata; Actinopteri; Cypriniformes; Cyprinidae. The transcript is spliced from 4 exons. Gene Ontology annotation, cellular component: Golgi cisterna; cytosol; trans-Golgi network. Gene Ontology annotation, biological process: retrograde vesicle-mediated transport, Golgi to endoplasmic reticulum; Golgi vesicle budding; Golgi to plasma membrane protein transport.